AUGGAAGAACAUUUCGAGCGAGUGCUGUCUGCAGAGGCCGCACCUAAGCGUUCACUAUCCUCGACAUUGCCUUCACCUGCUGUAAAACGAACUCGUUUAUCUGUUUCUAAUGCUGCACAAAUAAAAGCGAUUGUGGAUGGUGCCGAGGCGCAGGAGGGCGACGCAAUAGACGCCCGUGCACUUAAAUCCAUGACAAAUUCAUUGACGAAAUGCAUACGUCGCAAUGCGCUUGCUCGUGAAAAACACGCGGAUGAACCAACUAAGUUUCUUGAUUCAGAGCUGGCAUUAGAUUCCGAACUCACGCGAUGGAAGCAAGUGGCUGCAAAGCCAGAGGUCUUUUCUGUCAUGAUGGAACUACAGGUGCCACGCGUGCUUUUAGGACUGCUUACUCAUGAUAACUUUGAUAUUCGAUUAGCUGUUUUGGCUUUGCUGGCCGAAUUUACGGACGUGGAUGAUGCUGCUGCUUCACUAGAGCCUGCGAGGAUGUUGGUGAAGCACUUGGUGGACGAAAAGGUGGUUCCACUGCUGGUAACCAACUUGUACCAAUUAGAAGCUACAUUACGGAGGAAGGAAGAAGCUCAAAUGGACGAGGAGACGACGGGUAUUUAUCAUUCGUUUCAAAUUUUGGAAAACAUGGCAGAUUUGGAACCGGAGGUGUGUAUUCAGAUAGCGAAGACGUCAAUCUUUCCCUUUUUGCUAAAUCAAGUGGCUCCGGCGAUGAAGUUUACUGAAAACAAAUUAUAUGCAAGCGAAAUUUUGUCAAUUCUAUUGCAGUCAGGGGCUGAGUCGCGGGCAACGUUCGUGAGCUGGAUAGAGAAGGGUUGGCCGAGUGAAGAGUUGGAGAAGAAGAACAAAAAGGUGAAUUUGAUGGACGACUUACUUCAGGCACUUGCUCCAUAUAGAAAAAAGGAUCCAAGCAGUGAAGAAGAAGAGGAAUUUGCAAGCAACUUGGUCAAUGUGCUCUGUAGUGUGUUGCUAAUACCCGAAGCACAAAACCAGUUUCGCCGCCUAGAAGGACUUGAGCUUUUGCUCCGGUUUUUGAUGGACCGAAAGCGCUUUAUUUUUAGUAGUGCAUUGCGGGCUAUGGACCACACACUUAUGGGCAAUGCACGCAACUGUGAACGCUUAAUCGAGAUUGGCGGCCUGCGUUGCCUGUUUUCUGCUUUCAUGGGACGAUAUGGUAAGUAUAAGGCAAGUUACAAUACAAAGGCAAGCAAAGUGAGAGAUAGGACGAAAGAAGAAGAGAACACGAUCAGUAUAGUGGCAUCCUUAUGCGCAUGGGUGAGCGAGAAUGCCCCAGUUGAUGGGUUUGAACGUCUCCACGCAAAAUUUGUCGAGAACGACAUGGAAAAAAUGGAUCGAUUGGUGGAUCUGUUUGUCAAAUAUCACAAACGUGUAGAGCGAAGUACUCAGAAUGAGGAUGGAGAAGAGGACGAAGAGGGUAGAUACUUGCGCCGACUAGAUGCAGGCCUGUUCGUUUUGGAGCGGACUGCCUUCGUGAUUGCACACUUAUGUCGCUUUUCUAAGAAAUUGCAGGCUUACGUAAUGGUAAAAUUUCAUGAGCGCAGUGUUGACAGCGAAAGUUUGACGAUUGUUCUACGGGAGCAGCUGGAUCUACUUGUUGCUGAUGACGCUAUCAAGCAGGAAGCUGAACAAGAUAUUUUGAAAGAGGUGAAGGAUAUUGUGAAUACUAAAGCCAAGGAAGCGCAAAUAACGCAGCUUCGACAGCUGUUAGAAAAUCUUCAGGCCGAUACAUUACCGACAGUAUAUGGAAACGAGGAUCCUGUAGAGACUGUCAAACCAUCUCAACUAAUUGAUGGGACAUUAGAGGAAGGCGACAAUUCAAAGAGUGGAGUUUUGUUGUCUUCGUAA
This is a messenger RNA of Plasmopara halstedii, 1872 nucleotides long. RefSeq lists its product as uncharacterized. Lineage: Eukaryota; Oomycota; Peronosporomycetes; Peronosporales; Peronosporaceae. The record is from RefSeq and is a predicted model, not a curated record. Gene Ontology annotation, cellular component: spliceosomal complex. The coding region runs from base 1 to 1872 and encodes 623 amino acids. The transcript has a single exon.